Molecule: messenger RNA, 8314 nt
Organism: Eleginops maclovinus (Patagonian blennie)
Lineage: Eukaryota; Metazoa; Chordata; Actinopteri; Perciformes; Eleginopidae
Gene: mphosph8
Product: M-phase phosphoprotein 8
Exons: 9
Coding region: 112-5613 (1833 amino acids)
Molecular function (GO): protein binding
Source: RefSeq, a predicted model, not a curated record
CGGGCGGGGCUGCAGCACAGGUACAAUUUGCCUCCUGAACACAGCCAAAGCGGCCUUUUUCACCAGUGCUGGACAAAAAAAAAUCGCACAAUUUGAAGUAAAUCCGCAGCCAUGGCGGCGGAGGCUGACAAGGUAGAGCCUGCGGACAGCGAGCAAGAAGACGAAGUGGAGGAUCAGUACGAAGUGGAGCGUAUCAUCGACAUGCGGGUGGAAGAGGGGGAAGUUCUCUACAGAGUCCGGUGGAAGAACUACUGCUCGGACGAUGACACUUGGGAACCAGAGGCCCACUUGGAGGACUGUCGUGAGGUCCUCUUAGCUUUCAAGAAGACCAUGGCUGAGAUCAAGGCCAAGAAAGAGUUAGAAGCCAAGAAGCCCCCGAAACUUCUGCCUUCAAAGAGCGAUGUGUUUGACGCAAACUCUGACAGCGACAGUGACAAAGACCCUCCCACAGAGGCACCUCUCAAGAAGAAGAAAAAGACAAAGGCAAAGGAAGAAGAAGAAGAAGAGGAGGAACUACCUUCAAAAGAGAAAAAGAAGAAGAAAGAGAAAAGAAAGGAGCAGUUAAGGCCUAUCCCGGCCCCAGAGACGGACAAAGAAGAAGGAGUAGAAGAAGAAGAUGAGAAAGCCCCGACUUCACCCUCUCCUGCCAAGGAGAAAAAGCCUGAUUUGAAAAAGCAUCUGGUUGAGUCAGAAGAUGAGGACGAUGAACCUGUUCCCUCCAAAAAACACAAGAAGGAAAAGGGCAAAGAGGGAGCAAAACUAAAGAAAGAGAAGGUAGAAGAGGGGAAGAAGAGGAAAGGGAAGAAGGACAGGAAGGUAGAAACCUCUGAAGAUGAGGCCGCUGCACCGCUGGAAGAGAACUUGAGUGAUGGCCCGUCAGAGUCCCAAGUGGACGAUAAUGCAUCAACAGAUAUGGUGACAAAGUCGGCAGAAAAAGCCCGCGUGGAUGACAAGUCCAAACUGACCAAGGGGAGGUUGGAAGUGAGGCUGCAGGGCAUUAAAGACCUCAUCCAUGACAAAAAGAGCAAAAAGCCCGACGCCGCUCAGAAAGAAAUCAGCCUCCUAAAACUGAAGAGCCUCACCUCUAAAGUCAGAGAGGAAACCGCUCUACACUCAGACUCCAGCGAUAGCUCCAUCUUACAUAAGAAAGCCAAGAGCAAAGGACAAGAGAGCACGUCUGCACUCCCCAAAGCCCCCUCCUCCUCCACAUCCUCAACGUCCUCCUCUUCCUCGGUCACAGCAGCUGUCGGCGUCAAGGUAAAGGAGGAGGAGGUGGUGGUUAAAGAGGAGGUGUUGGGACCGAAGGACUCUACAGGCUCCACUAACCUGUUCGAGAAGUUCCUGUUAAACUGCGAGGCCAAAGACCGGGCCCCCCGCAGGCAGCCGGGGCAUCAGGCCCCCCCAGAGAAGACCAGCAGCAAACCCACAAAGCUAUUAGGAAAGAUUGAGAAGAUCCCCAAAACAACCAAAGAGUCUCCGGGUCCGAAAGCAGAGUCCGAGAAGACGGAGAAAAACAAGCAAUCAGAAGCCUCCAGACCUGGCCAGAGCUUUGGCUUCAGCCUGGACAGCGAGGAGAGGGAAGCAGAGGAGACUCCAGCAAAGCAGAAGCCUGGAGAGGAGUCCCGGGAGAGGAAAGAGAGGUCCGAGGAGGCACAGCGGCCCGGCUGGGAGAGGAAACCUCCCGCAGAGGACAGGAGGAAGAAGAGAGAGGACAGCGAGACCAGACUCUUCAUCGCUUGUGAAGACAAUCAGGACUCCCAGGACCCACCGGGGGGCGCUGACAAAUCUGACAAGGGCCAAGCCACUCUGAGUCUAGGAAUGGACCUGAACCUGGACUGGAUGACACUCGACGACUUCCAGAAACAUCUGAACGGAGAGGACGAGAUCCUGUCGGGUCCUCCAUUAUCACCCAGUGAAUUGCGGGACGCUGUGAAGAGUGGAGAUUACAUGGCUGUAAAGUUGGCUCUUAAUUCCAAAGAGGACUACAAUCUGGACCAGGAGGCUUGUACUAUUGGUGAGGCGAGGUCAUUUGAAGGAGAGAGGAGCUUGAUUGAAGAGAGAAGUUCGAGUGAUGCUCUUAGGUUGACUUCUGACCUUGACAGUGCACGAAAUUACGAGGGUACUCAAAGAGUAAAAGAGAAUUUCCCACAAGGUAUGGAGGUAGAUAAAAUGCCAAGCUGCCCUGCCAGUAUAAACUCUGAGCAACUGAUAUUGAGGCAGAAUGAACUGAUCCCAAAUGGUGGAAAGGAUAUAACGGAAUCAAAUUGUGCUGCUUCUGAUUCAGCUGCCAAGCAAGAAAGUCAAGGAAAGGAAGACCAGAAGCAAGCACAGGAAGACGAGAUGUCAGAGGAUGCAAAUGGUUGUUUAUCAAGUGAAAUGAGUUUGAACUUUGUUCAUCCAGAUGACACAAAUACAGAAGGGCUGCUUACAAGAAACGAUGACAAUACAGAACAAAAUGGCAUUGCCCCUGAGGACUCAAAUCGCUCGAUUGAUGAGGCAGAGCAUGCAGAGGCAGGUCAAUCAGACGGUAAAGAUACCGUUCAGUCAAGCACAAAGGAGAUUCGUAAACGACCAUGGAGUCGCAGAAGAUAUGUGGAGAGGAAACAACCAGCUCGAUCCAGUAAGAAAGUCAUUCAACUGAAACCUGCAAAAGCGGAUAAUGAAAAAAAGGAGUCGGGUAAAAAGCACUUCUGUUUAUAUUGCAAAAUCGCUUAUACCCAGCUUGCAAAGCACUUGGAAAGAAGACAUGCAGAGGAAACAGAUGUUGCCCAUGCAAUACACUUUCCCAAAGGCUCCAGAGUUAGACAGAGUUUACUCGACCAAAUUCGCAAUAAAGGAGAUUAUGAACAUAAUUGUCAAGUUCUCAAAAGUGGCGAAGGGGAAAUUGUCACCAAGAAACAGGUUAAAAAUCCCAGCGUAUCAGUACGUGACUUCCUUCCUUGCCAGCACUGCUUUGCUUUUUAUCGCAAAACAGAUUUAUGGAGGCAUGAGCGGACAUGUAAGGCCAGAAAGGGCGAUCAGAAAUCUUCUGAAAAAAGCAAGAAGAGCAGAGUCCAUAGUGCUGCCUCCCGGCUGCUUCCAAUGUCAGAGUUCUUAAUUGGUGGCUGCGAGGAAAUCAUCCACAUCAUGCAUCAAGAUGACAUCUCAAGGCACGUUAGAAAUGACCCCCUUAUUUGUAAAUAUGGAAAUGCAUUGUCUGCCAAGUAUGACCAUGACAAGUCUCAGUUUGCUUAUAUUGCCCAAAAGAUGAGGGAACUAGGAAGAUUUGUAGUCGCUGUAAAUGAGCUUGACGGCAGCGUAAAGUACCUGCAUGAAGUAUGCAUUCCUUCCAGAUUUGGAUUAGCUAUUGAAGGGGCCAAAAAACUCAGUGGCUUUGACCCCAGUUCCAGUAAGUUUAAAACAAUUUCCCUCGUCUCAAAGAUUCGCUACUCCUUGAAACGUGCUGCAGAAAUAGCUUUUGGGGAAAGCCGCAUGACAGAGGACAGUGAAACAGAAAGUGAAGUAAAAAAGUUUAUACAACUUCUCGAUACAAAGUGGAGUGAAUGUUUUUCUCGCAAGGCUCUCGCGUUAUCCCAAAAGCAAGAUGUUAAGAAAGUGGAAGUGGACAAAUCAACUGUGACAGAAGAUUUGAUGAAACUCCACACGUUUAUCACGGGGGAAGAAGAAGAAGCAAGGAAGGAGCUGAAGGAAAGUCCUAAUUUGUCAAAUUGGAAAAAGCUCAGCGAGGCCACCCUUGCAGAUGUGUGUUUGUUCAACAGAAGUAGGGUAGGAAAUAUUGGUAGAUUGCUCUUGCAAAAUUACAAUAAGAAGAGUAGGGGAACAUUCAUGCCCUCUGCAGAUCAAAUUAGAAAAAGCACUAAACUGGAGCUGGACCUUGGUAGCAGUUUCACCAGAUUAGAACUAGAGGGUCAGUUCGGGAGGAACAUGCUGGUUCUGCUCACGGAGAGAAUGGUUUUAUCAAUCGAUUUGCUCAUUGAAAAUAGAGAACAAGCAGGUGUGUCAAAAACAAACCCAUACCUGUUUGCGCGGACUGAAGGUCCAUCCUUCAUCAGAGCAUUGGAUUGUUUCCGGAGGUCCGCAAUGGAAUGUGGAGUAAAAAACCCUGAAGCACUUCUGUGCUCAUCGUUAAGAGAGCAAAUUGCCAUUUGCUGGCAGCUCAUGAGCCUGAGUGAACACGAAGUGGACCAAGUGUCCAAGAUGUUGGGAAGCAGUAGCCAGGAGUGUUACAGUCCCUCCAAAAAUGCAUCACAGCUGGAGGAAUUGAGCCAACAACUACUCAAAGUGGAUCAAACGAUUCCGUCAACUCCACCCAGCACUGCAAGAGAUGGAACUGUAGAGAAGCCCACUUUAAAGAGAAGACCCUGGAGUGAGUGGGAGCAGGCCGCAGUGAAGCGUUACUUGUGUGAAUUUAUCACAGAGUUGAAGGUUCCAGGCAAAAAAGAGUGCAAUGCUUGCAUAGCUGCUGAACCAGAUCUUUCUGGGAGGUCUUGGACCGACGUCAAAAACUACGUACAUAACACACUGCAGACAAUACGGAGGAGAAUUAACCACCAUAAAUCUGACGGGAAUAUAAAUGAGAGUCCACAGAGGUCGAAAGGUGGAGUCCAAACCACAGAGAAAGAUUUGGAAGACUCAAACGUUGUGUGUAAUAUGACAACAGUGAAUCCAGAUCACCUGACGGAAAGUACAAGUUGUUGCAUGACAAUGGAAUCAACCAAUUUCUCCCAGGAGAUGACUUCUACUUAUGCUUCCUUGUGCUCUACUAGUGCAAACAUGAACCUUACAAGUCAACCGUUGAUUUCAACUUUCACACCAUUAAACGCUACUGAUACACAAGUGGUUCCUACAUUUACUCCACACAACACAACAAAUGCACUAAUGCCUCCUGCAUACACAUCGGAGAACAACAUCAUAAUGCCAUUGUCCCCUUCGUAUACACAGAAUGCCACAAGUAUGUCAGUGUCUUCUGUGUAUUCACCACAGGACAAUACAGGUUCAUCCAUGAUUCCUCAUUUUAGCACCUUUACCGCUGCAAGCACCUCAAUGGUUCCUACAUUCACGCCGUUGAACACAAUUGCACCAAUGGCUACUGCGUUCUCACCUAUAAAUGAGAGAAGUAGGCCUAUUGUAUCUUCUUUCACACCUUUGAACAAUGCGAUUACACCUGCGUACCCCACAGAACCACCACCUAGGGCUCCUACAACUGCUCAGGUUGUCCCAACAGUUCAUAGAACGGCUGUUCCUGACCGAACACCAGUUGGAAAGGAAAGUGGGUCCACGACAGGAAGACAAGUCAGUCCAGCUGACAAGCCUCAAAAGAGAAACAAGAGGUUGUGGAGCAAGGUGGAACAGGAUGCGGUGAGGCGUCAGCUGGGAGACUUCUGUAGACUUGUCAAAGUGCCAGGCAAAAAGGAUUGUGAUGCAUGUUUAGCUGCUGAACCUGCCUUAAACAGCAGAACGUGGAGGGAUGUGAAGUAUUUUGUACAUAACUCAAUUCAGUCUUUUAAAAGAAGAGGGCUUGUUGUGGCCUCCAAACCAAGUGAAGAACGGGAACCAGAGACACAGAAUAAUCCAAACACGGAGUGGGAUGGUCCUGUUUAUCUGUCCCUGUAAAUAUUUAUAAUGGACUUCAGAUAAAAGCAUUAAAUGAUCAGUAUGAUUUUAGAGCUGUGCGAGGGCUAUAGCUUUUACCUUAAUAAUUCAGCAGUGAAUUGUUGUAAAAUGUUCGUCGUCCGUGAACUUUGGCUUCAGUGGCCAUACAGAUCGUGAUGAUUAUAGACGGUCCUGCAUUUCUUUUAGUCACACUUUUUAAAAAGUUCCUCAAGUAUUAAGAAUCAUGUCCACCGGACCAAGUGUACUGUUGCAUGACUAUACGCUAAAUGGGUCGAACUAAGGACGUUUGUACUGUAGCUUUGGCUUUAGGAAAAGGAUGAUGGUAAUGUUUUAAGAUGGUUCGAUAGUAUAUGACACAGUCAGUUAUGUAACUCUGUCAUGUUGUCCAAUCAUCACAGGUUUGAUCUCUGGAAAGUUCUCUAAUUUGUGUUAUCAUUUCGUAAAUGUUAACCUACAUUUUUCCAGGAUUUGCAACCUGCAGCUAGUCACUGGCUGUGGGAUGAAGCCACUGUGGCACCUAAACACGCUUUGACAAUUUCAAACAAAUGAUAUGUGAAAAAAUUGUGAAAGCAAAAGCUGAAUAUUUUUGGGACUCAUCAGCCACCGUAACCAGGGCAUGAGGGUGACCUCAGUGAGACAUUUCCAGAGGGAUUUGUACUCUUUAAGUCAAAACCUCCUGAAACCCCUAUCUUCCUGCCUGUACUGUUUUCAGUAACAUUUUUAUGGAUUUUGAUGAUCAUAAAAGAAAUGGAAAACCUACCAGCAAAUAUUUGCAUCCAGUCCCUCCAACAUGAUAGAUGUGGGUAGAUUUGCUUUUCAUAAUUCCCAAAUGCCCGCCCCAAGUGUGCUGUAUUCUUUCUUCAGCCAGUAGCCUAUAAUUGUAGAUGGCCCCUGAUAGCCUGCAGCAGUAAUGGCAUACCUUCCUUGCUGAUGUUAGAGAAUAAGGAGCUCCAUGUGUUUACCUCUCACCUAACCAUGAAUCUUGUUUAAUGUUUUCUCGUGUUUAAGCUUUUUUGUUUUGUUUUAUGUGUGUUAAUAAGCUGCUGUGAGCUUUGUUGUUGUAUUUUUGUAUCACUAUAAAGAAACGGUGCAGAACAUUUUACUUUAUUAUAUUUUUGUUAUACUCUGAUUUGAGGUUUAUACACUACAUCUGUCUAAGUAGUCGUACUUCCUUUUAAGCUUUUACUAUCUAGAUAUUAAUAUCAAGUAGCCAAAAUAAGAUUGCCUUAAAUAAAUAUAUGACAAGAAUAAAAACACUUCAUAAAUGAGACACUAUUUUUAAAUCCAAAAGGAUAGGUAAAGUUUGAGGGUAACAGACGGACAAUGAAUGAAACACUUUAAUUCCCAAUAGAUAAAAAUGUAUGUUCAAGUAAAUUAAUAUUUCACCUUUGACUGAAAGGGAGUUCUUUAAUAGCCCACAGAAUGCACAUUUUAUUUUUAAGCUGAACUUAACUUUGUUCCUCUCGUACCAUCUUCCAGGUUUAAAGCAGGAAACCGAACACCGGUUCAACCUGAAAUCAACAUCAGCAAUAGCAGAUUGCUGAUCACAGUCCACAGGUUUAAACAUGGUCACUGAAGAGUUUAUUCACAGGUUUAAAUCUGAUGUUGGGUCUGGUCAGUCGGCUGUGUAGACGUCCUUUUUAGGACUUCAGAAAAUAACACGUCUUCUGCAGUCGUUAAUUAAAUGUCUUUGUGAUCAGGAAGCUGAAAUGAUGAUUUACACCAGGGGUGUCCAAACUGCGGCCCGCAGGCCAUUUUGAAUCGGCCCUCUGCAAAUUCUAAAAGUAUAAUGCAAUAUGACCCACAAAUUAACCUUUGCUUGUCUUAUUUUGUACUUCUCAAAUAUAUAUGUUCAGAUAUAUUAAUGAGCCUAAUUUUCAAAUAAAUUCAGUCAUUUAAAAUUUAAAACAUUUUCUAACAAAUCUUAUUUGAUUAAAAAAAAGCCCAAUAACUUAAUUCUAUAACCAGCUUAAAAUUUAACCUUCAUGUUUACUCUUAUUAUCAGCAAUCUGAGGCUCCUGUUUUAAGGAAUGAGCUGCAAACAAAAUGAAUGAAACCCUAAAGAGAGACGGGAUGUAGACUGUUCUUUUCUGAAAGUGUUUUCAAGUACCGCGCAUUAUUCACCUACAUUUGAUUUGUUUUGCUAACUUAUAACUUAACUUAUGAGGCAAUGUUCGCCUCUAGAAGGGGCCCAGCUCUCCGUAUGUUUUUCUGUAUAUGGCCCUCGGUGAAAAAAGUUUGGACACCCCUGAUUUACACAGAAAGCACCACUGCUGUUUGUCCAAACUGUUUGUGUGGUCCUGACUUCCAACUGUAGUGAAUCUGUUUUAGAAUAACCAUUGUUUACCCAUUCAUCCCGAAGCCCUGAGCAUCAGACAAACAAAGCCCUGACCUGGUCAUGUAACCCGUGUUGGCUCAGUCACACCAAGGCUAACAGGUUUUCCUUGUAUAGUUUCCGAAAGUCGCGGAAGUGUCUACAGAUGUUUAAUUUUCAAUCAGACACUAGAGUUGCUGUUUGGUGUUGCAAAGCAACGCUUCCCUGUAUAGUUAUAACUUCCUCUCAUUGUAUGAGCACACUGUGCGUGCUACUCUUCAUCCUGUUGUAAUUAUGUUGCCUUCUCCUAAUGCUUAUGAUCAAGUACUGUAAGGAACUUAUAACUCCAGCUUGUACAAUAAAAUGCUUCUUGACUUAAAAUGUAAA